AUGCCGAAUUAUGUCAAGUUCUUAAAGGAUAUCUUGACAAAGAAAAGGCGAUUGGGGGAGUUUGAGACUGUAGCUCUCUCAGAAGGAUGUAGCGCGAUGUUGAAAAGCAAGAUCCCUCCUAAGUUAAAAGAUCCUGGCAGUUUCACGAUUCCGUGUUCUAUUGGAGGUAGAGAUGUUGGAAGAGCAUUAUGCGAUUUGGGCACUAGCAUCAACCUUAUGCCUAUGUCAAUCUUUAAAAAGUUGGGUAUUGGUGAAGCAAGACCCACGACCGUUACAUUACAGCUUGCCGACAGAUCCAUGGCUCAUCCCGAGGGCAAAAUCGAGGAUGUUCUAGUCCAAUUUGAUAAGUUUAUCUUUCCGGCCGACUUCAUCAUUCUAGACUACGAAGCGGAUAGAGAAGUGCCUAUAAUAUUGGGUCGGCCCUUUCUUGCUACAGGGCGUACUCUCAUUGAUGUACAGAACGGAGAACUUACUAUGCGGGUGAAUGACCAGCAAGUCACUUUUAGUGUAUUCAAAGCCAUGAAGUUUCCGGAUGAAGUUGAAGAAUGCUCUAGAGUUGAUGUUAUUGACACUUUAGUGGCUGAAAUAAUCAGUAGAAGUGUGGAAAAAGCUGCUAUGGGUACCCAGAUUUUUGUAGAUGAGGAGGAUUAUAGUAGUGAGGAAGAGCAGAUUAUUACAUGGGUGGAUUCUUAUCAACCAGUAAAGAAAUUCAAUAAAGUCUUUGAAGCUCUAAAUCUGCCAGAAAAGCACUUCCAGCCACCCAAACCAUCUGUUGAAGAGCCACCCCAGCUGGAGUUAAAGCCACUGCCUAGUCAUUUAAAGUAUGUGUACUUGGGCGACAAUGAUACUUUGCCUGUAAUAAUUUCAAGCUGUCUGGAGUCUGUUGCUGAGGAGUCAUUGCUGAGAUUAUUGAAGCAGCAUAAAAGGGCAAUUGGAUGGACAAUGGCUGAUAUUCAAGGGAUUAGUCCAACAUUGUGUAUGCACAAGAUCUUGCUGGAAGCUGAUUGUACUCACUCUAUGGAGUAG
Messenger RNA from Humulus lupulus (European hop), 1026 nucleotides. RefSeq lists its product as uncharacterized. Lineage: Eukaryota; Viridiplantae; Streptophyta; Magnoliopsida; Rosales; Cannabaceae. The transcript has a single exon. The coding region runs from base 1 to 1026 and encodes 341 amino acids. The record is from RefSeq and is a predicted model, not a curated record.